Cyanistes caeruleus (blue tit) is the source of this 2764-nucleotide messenger RNA. NCBI's taxonomy places the organism in Eukaryota, Metazoa, Chordata, Aves, Passeriformes, Paridae. The record is from RefSeq and is a predicted model, not a curated record.
CUCCUGUAUGCCAUCUCCAAACUGGGGCCAGGUGACAAGUACGAGCUGCACGCCGCCACUGCCACCACUCCCAGCGUUGUCGUUCACGUGUGCGACAGCGACAGCGACCUCGAGGGGGACACCAAGAAACCCAAACCCAAAAUCAUCCAGACCCGCCGGCCCGACUUCGCUCCCGCCCCCCUCAGCUGAGCUCCAGCCGCUUUUCCAAGGAUUCCGAGGGAAAAUCCCCCGGGGAAACGGCGCCUCCCGGCUUUGGCAGCAGCGAGGAGGAGAAUUCCAAGCUAAGUUGGCUCCAAAUGAAGGAAUUCCAGGCUCAGUUUGGCUGCCGGGUGUUGAUCCACGAAUUCCCGGAUCCCUGGGAACAAAGGAUGGGAGAAGGGGACGUUUUGGGACAUUACAGGACAACACUGGGAUUCUUUUUUUAGGGGGAAAAGCAGCUGGGGGAGGCUUUCCUUGUUCUGAUUCCCAGAAAUCCUCCAGCUGAUGGUUGUGUGGAAAAGCUUGGGAUAACAGGGUUGGAAAAAUGAUGGGAAUUUUGGGAAUUUAACCCUUUUUCUGACACUAGGUUUUGUGCAUGUUUCUUCUUGGUCUUCUCAAGUAAUUUGCUUUUUUUUCUAGAGUUUCUCCCGAGUUUUUGGAAAUCUGGGAAUCAAGUAUUUAUUAUCUCAGCAUCCCAGAAUUCCUCCUGGAUGUGUACAUACAUGAUAUAUUUAUAUUUGAUUUUAUUGGAGCUCCUUUUCCAGCAGGAUCCAAUUCCUCCAGCACCUGCUUUUUGGUGCUUUGGAAAUUGUGCUUUUAAAAUUUGAACCUUUAAAAUUCCUGCAGAGGGUUUUGAAAUUGUGCUUUUAAAAUUUGAACCUUUGAAAUUCCUGCAGAAGGUUUAGAAAUUGUGCUUUUAAAAUUUGAACCUUUAAAAUUCCUGCAGAGGGUUUUUAACCUGGCAAAGCGAUGGAAAAAAAAAGGUGCAAUAGGAGAGUUGGUGGAAUUCCAUGGAUUUUAAAUUAUUGGAAGUUAAGGUAAUUUAUAUCUUUAAUAAGAUUUGUUUGGGAGCUUUGACUUUGGGAGGGAAAAGGACUCAAAUAACGCUGAUGGUGCAUUUUCAGAGCUGGGGUGUUUUUGGGGAAAAAAAGAAAUUGAUGGAGAAACUUGAAUCUGCAUUUUUGGUGAGUAAAGAUUUGAUAGAGAUUGGAAAAAUUCCACCCAGGAAGCAGUGAGGAAAGCUGGAGUGCCUUUUCCUUAUCCAUUCCUACUCCAAGCUGCACACUUGGAUCUUUUUCUACUGAAUAUCCAGAAAUCUGAAUUUUCUGAGCUUUGCUUCCAAACUCAGCUGGGAUGAAACGUUUCUAAAUGCCAAGAAAUGCUGAUUUAAGCAGUGGCAAAUGUGGGAGAAGCUUUAGGGUUUUUUUAUGGCAGUGUUUAAAGGCUCCUAAAUGCAAAUUUCAAAGAAGAAAGAUGGCAGAAAUAUUUUAUUACUGUUUUUUAAACUGGAGAUCCUCACCUUGAAACAGGAUUCAGGAUUUUUGGGAAGAGGUAGGAGUUGCUAUCCAUGGAAAAUACCACUUGCGGGUCCUGGAAAAGGGAUGUUUGAGGCUCUCAUUGUGUUUUUGGGAAUCAAGCUGUGGCUCUCUCUUGGUUUGCUUUUGCCACACUUGGUUUGAGAAGCGAUUGAAACAAAUACUGCCUGAAAUUCCUGGUUCUCACCUUGGUUUUUUUUUUUAAUUAAUAUUUGUUUUAAAAAGAACAGAACCAUUCCAGGCUCAGGGAAACAGGGUGUUCUGGAAGGCCUGGAAUUCCUGACUGGAACAGAAAUCUGGGCCUAGAGACCAGGAAUACACUGAAUUUUCUGCUCUAGCUUGGAUUGUUAUUCCCUGGAAACUGGAACAAAGCCUGGUUCUGGUGUCUGAGUGGCCCUGGUUCCCUGGGAGCUGUUGGGAAGAGCAGAUUCCAUGGAUUGCUGGAGCUGGACACCCAGGAAAAUCAGAUUAUUUUGGGUUACCCCCAGCUGGCUCCACGUGCUGCAUUCGACACCCAAAAGAGAGGAAUUAAGUGGAGGAAAAACUUGGGAGGUUUGUCACAACUGCCUUGAAGCCUUUCCAAGACUUUUCCACGUCUCUCAAACGACUGCUGGACUUUGUGUCUCACCACAUCCAGUCCAAAACAUUGGGAAUAAUCCCAGAAAUCACAGCAUGAGUUUGGCAGCACAAACCCAGGUGGCUGCUGCUGUGUUUCCUACAAAAGCAGAGCUGCUUUUCAAUCCAAACCAUCCAAAAAAGUCUGAUUUUUGUUAUUUGAAUACCUGAUCCCUGAGGUGGGAACCACAGAAAUCUUGGAAUGUUCCUGGUUGGAUCUGCCACCUCCUGUCCUCUCGACUCCAGCGUGCUGCUUGCUUUUUUUCUGGUUCUUUUAUUUUUGUAAUGUUCCAAUGGAUGCUUAGUUGGUAUUUUAUACACUUGGAUAGCACGGGGCAGAUUGAAAUUAAAAUAUUUUGUUGUCUUCUUGUAAAUGUCCUGGUGUUUCCUGCAUGGAACCACUCAAAGUUUGGCGCCAAAAUGGGAAUUUUCAGCUUCCAAAGGGGCAGAAUGUUGUGCCAGGCCCUCAUAAAUUGAUUCCCAGAAAAGCUUUUCCAGCUUUUCCAGAAUUGCCUGAUCUCCAAAAGUGAGAAUCUGCUCAGGAAUAAAACCCAGUGAGGGAUAUUCCAGUGAAAACCUGAUUUUUCUGUGCCUCAAGUUCCUAAUAAAGGUAUCAAGGUCUUCCUGCUGCAAAA